CCACGACGCCUCCCGCCCCCUUUGUUGCUCACCUGGCUCCUCCACCUGUGCUCGCCUUUGUAGAUCCCACGCAAUCCGGACAAGGGCCAGGUUCUCCCCCUGUGGAGCCGCCCGCCCGUUUCCGCCGCAGGCCCCGCCCCUUUGGAACCCGGAAGAGCCGCGGGAAGCGCCUGAAGGGAACAGGCCGCUUCUCCAGCCUGCACUGUUUCACAAAGACCUCUGAAGAAUAACCAAAGUAUCCAGAAGUCCUUUGCCAUUAUUUUCAAGCAGCAUGAAUUGGUUGAAAAAUAUUGAGGAUCUGAGCUUCCGAAAACUAAUGUGUGGUUCAAAGUGCCCAGAUAAACUGAACUAUGACUUUAACAAAAAUGGUGAGCUUAGACAUAUAGAUACCAAUGAACCUUUUAUUUUUAAUUAUAACAAUUCAUGUGACAGUAAUCAUAAACGUUAUGAAGUUCUUGGACAUUUAAUUAUCCAGUAUGUUUAUGAACUUCUGGAACAGGUUUGCAAACUAAAAAAAAUGUACAUCCCAAAAGAUGUCAUAGAUAGUGAGCCUAACAGUUUCUUUUUCAUGAGUGAGAAUGCAUUAAGAAAUGAUGUGACUCUAGUUGUUCUUCUUCAAGACCGGGGAGUCUUUCGUGCUGGUCAGUGGGAUCAAAAAACCAUAAUACAUGAAGGGCUUCAACAUGGAACACAGAUACCAUUCAUUACAACAGCUCUACAGUACAGUUGGGAAGUGAUUGUGUUAAAUCCCAAUGACAAUUUCCUUGAUCUGAAGACAGAAAAAGAUGAAUCCUAUUGCGUUUUGAAGUCAUCAUAUGUAAUUCCCAAAAGGUACAGCAGUAGCCCUGAAGAACAUACAACUUAUGUUUGGGACCACUUCAUUUCAAAGAACACAGCUGGGAAGGUGGCUUUCAUUGCUCAUGGCUAUGGAGGAUUGGUUUUCAUUAACCUGCUCAUGCAGAGAACUUUUGAGGUUAUGAACAUGGUGUAUGCUGUUGCUCUUGUUGAUUCUAAUCACCACACAUUGCACCAGACGCAAGGUAAUUGCCAGGUGCAGGAAUGGAUCCAGAAGCAUUGCCGAAAAUGGAUAUCUAAUAAUAAACCUCUCGAUAAAGUUGUAGGUCACUCUAUGAAAACAGAUUGUCCUACAGUUUCUACAGGAACCGAAAAACAUAGUCUUGCUCCUUCCUUUAGUCUACAGUCCAUUUUCAGAUAUCUUAAGAACAAACUGAAAGUCACCACUAAAGCCCAUUUCAUUCGUUCUCCUAUUGCAACUAGAAGUAGAAAAGUAAUGAAAAAAACCUGAGCUCAUGUAUUGCUCAUACACUUCCCUGCGGUCACUAAACAUAGCCUAUUGCCUUAUAUCUGCCUUUGCUCACUUUUGUAGCACUAUACAUAUUUUGUUAGGUAUGAAACAUUAUUUAAGGAAGAUAAUAUUCUGUAAUGUUUAUUUCAAUGCAAGCUUGUGUCUUUUUGAAUAUAGCAGCUGUUCCUUUUUAUUUUACAAUAUCAUAAAAUAAAAAU
Sphaerodactylus townsendi is the source of this 1524-nucleotide messenger RNA. RefSeq names its product putative protein FAM172B. NCBI's taxonomy places the organism in Eukaryota, Metazoa, Chordata, Lepidosauria, Squamata, Sphaerodactylidae. Gene Ontology annotation, molecular function: siRNA binding. Gene Ontology annotation, biological process: regulatory ncRNA-mediated heterochromatin formation. The coding region runs from base 272 to 1306 and encodes 344 amino acids. The record is from RefSeq and is a predicted model, not a curated record. Gene Ontology annotation, cellular component: nucleus. The transcript is spliced from 4 exons.